AUGCAAGCCAGCCUCUUCAAAAUCCUCGCUAUCACUGCCGCCUUUUCGACGGUGCAGUCCGCCCCAGUAGAGACUGCUGAGGGCCAGGUCACCAAGGGGCAAGUUAACGGAACUGAGACCAACGAAACUCACAUCAACGAGGCUCAGGUCAACGAGGCUGAUGUCAACAAGGUUGAUGUCGAUGAUGCAAGGGUGGUGCAUCUCCUGUAUAGCAUGGACAAGACUGCCAUACGAGCCGUCGUCGCGGGUACCGUGGCAUAUGACACGCUCAGGGGUCAGGCCACCUGGUUCGAGAUGCCCUCCGAGGUGGAGGGCAAGGUCCCUGGCGUCUACGUGAUCGGCAUGAGCCGUGAAGGGCAGCAGGGGCAGUUCUUGAACAUGAGCGAGACCCAGAGGCUGAUUGAUGGAUUGGAAAGCGGCAAGGUCCGACAGAUCCAGAGCCCGCUGUACGUGGAUUGUUCGACCAACUUGCGAGCCCGGACAAGUGCCUACAAGCGCACGGCGCGAAGGGGCCUUGUCAAUGUCAACAAGCCAUUGUGCCUGGUCCUCAACACCAUUGAGGCUCUGAGCCUCUCUGUUGACUUGACUGUGCGCGUCACUUUACGGAUCUGGGAGGCGGACCAGUUACCGUUGGCCGAGCAACUCAUCACAACCCUCGCCUUCUCCCUCGUUCACCAGUGCGGCUUCAAUGCUACGGAAGCUGGAGGCACCGGAUCGUCCACAGUCAAUCCCACGUCGGCAAGUCUGAGGAAGAGCACCGAGCUCAUCAUGGCACAUUCGAACACUAUGGAGCAGAAUCUCCGAGCAACGUUGGCUGGCCUCGAGCAAAGACGCAAGUUCCUGGACGACCUCGACCGCAUCGGUGAUAGGUUUAAGGCCUUAGGCAAGGCGGCGAGGGAGGCAACCCCCAAAGAGGAAUUCUUUAGCGGGCGGAGCUACGAAGAGGUCAAACAGAUCAUGGCCGCGAAGAAGCAGAAGCUCAGGGAUCGGCUUGACCAGUUGAGACGAGAGAACCAACAGAUGGAACUCCUCAACAACAUUCUUGCGAUCCGGGCCAGACGAAAGGUGCCAUCUGUGAACAAGCUUCUGGAGGAGGAAGGCGAGGAUCCGGACGUGCAGCCACCGCUCCCCACUGGCUCGACGGAUGCCGAGAACGAGCGCGGCGCUGACGUGACUUACACGAGGGGAUGGACCGUGAUGUACCUGAGGAGAUGGACCUCGAUGUACCUGAGGGACUCGAUAGGCCCGAGGGGCUCGAGGGUGAGAACAGCCCCAGGUCGGCUCGCCGCUGCCACGCAGUACCCAUUCCUCCCCUGGGGACGGGUUCAGACAAGGCUUUGA
Molecule: messenger RNA, 1341 nt
Organism: Fusarium keratoplasticum
Lineage: Eukaryota; Fungi; Ascomycota; Sordariomycetes; Hypocreales; Nectriaceae
Exons: 3
Coding region: 1-1341 (446 amino acids)
Source: RefSeq, a predicted model, not a curated record